GAAGGAAAGAAAAGUUUUUGUAAACAAACAAAUAAAAAUCAUAUUUUCAAAUAAAAUACUAUAAAUUUGUUAAUUGGCAAUGGAAGUCAUAAUAAAUACUGAAGAUUCAUGUCGGACGUGUUUGCAAGGUGAAUGCACGUUAGUUAAUAUAUUCGAAGAUUAUGAAGGACGGCCCAUAAGCCAAAUACUGAGUGAAUUAUGUGGACUCAACAUUGAAGCCGAUGAUCAGCUCAGCAAGAAGAUUUGUAAAAAUUGUGUCUCGAAGACUCUCAUGUUUCUGUCAUUUCGUCAAGUAUGUAUUGAUUCUGACGAAACAGUUCGUUACAAUUUAUUGAUAGCAGAAGCAGAUGGAUCUGAAAUGAUGUCUGUAGUUAAUUUAAAAGUCGGAGACGAUAUUUCUGGAAAUAUUGAUGAAUAUUUAAUUGCUGAUGAAGCGUCCGCAUCUCAAACAAACUACGAAUUACAAAGAAGCGACGAAACAGAGUAUGAAGAAAUAUUUCUCGAUGAUGAUAGCGAAGAGAUUGCCGAAGAUGCUCAUCAAACAAUUCCUGAAGCUGAAUCAUUAGACGAAUGUUUGGAUGUAAAAGACGAAAAACCGGAACCAAAGAUGAUCGAAGCAGUUGUUACAAAAAUCAACUCACAAGAGCCCAUUGUUAUUACUCGAUCAUGUGAUGAACUCACACAGAAAAUGCGUGAAGUUCAUUUUGCAAAAGAGCAACAAAAGAAGCACAAAUGUCCGCAUUGUGACAAAUAUUUCAUGUUUCCAUCGAAAGUGAACCGUCAUGUUCAAGCAGUUCACAAGACACUGGAAGAUAAACCAAGAAAAGAUAUUAGAAAGAACCACUUCUGCAAUAUUUGCGGAAAGGCUUUUGUAAGUGCGUUCAAAGUCCGUCGUCAUAUGGUCGUGCAUGAUACUGAACUUAAAAUAGGAUUGCAAAAGAAUUGGUCAAGAAAUUAUUUUCUAUGUGAAGCUUGCAAUAAAAAGUUUCACACUCAAACGACUUUUGAUCGACACAAGUUGAUAUGCAAGUUGCUUCAGGAGUCCUUCAUUGAACGUAAUGAAGGUCACGAAUAUCUGUGUUGCAUUUGUAGUCAAAAUUUUCCUACACAUGAUGAAAUGGUUGAUCACAUGAGGACACAUUCAUCACUUGAACCAGUUUCUUGCAUUCUUUGCAGUAAUUUUGGUUCUUAUUUGAAUGAUAUGAUAAGACAUGGAAAGUAUCACGAUGAAAAUGUGACUUAUCGGUGUUGUGUCUGCAACAAAAAUUAUCCAAAUGGAGAAGAAAUUGUCUCACAUCUACUACGACACAAAGAUUACAAACCUUUCACUUGUUCCGAAUGCAGCCGAUCAUUUUUUGACAAAUAUAAACUUCGACAACAUAUGAACACUCACAUUGCUGAUGCACCGAAGAAUUUCAUUUGUAGACAUUGCAAUCGAGGAUUUACAGCUCAAGAUUAUCUCAAUUGUCAUAUAAGACGAAAACAUUCCGAUGUUAAGCCGUAUCGAUGUGAUUUCUGUCCAAAGACUUUUGCCUUUGCUCAUGAUCGUAAUUUGCAUGUCACCAAUCAUAGUGAGAAAAAAUAUUUAUGCUCAAUUUGCGAUGCUUCAUUUACAAGAUCGUGGUCGCUGAAGCAACACAUGACAAUUCAUGACCCAAGCACUGAAGGUUUAAAAUGUGAAUUCUGUGAUUUUAUGUCAACAACAAAAUAUCGAUUGCAACUUCAUUUAAUGACACAUGAGGAACAAAAUCAAUUACAAGACAACACUAUCGAAGAGGAAAAUUACACAUUUUUAGAAGAUGUUAAUGAAGAUUCAAACGAAACGUACAAUCUUGUUGAAAUCCAAACUUCAUAUUAA
Messenger RNA from Clunio marinus, 1858 nucleotides. NCBI's taxonomy places the organism in Eukaryota, Metazoa, Arthropoda, Insecta, Diptera, Chironomidae. The record is from the annotation of a GenBank genome assembly.